This is a messenger RNA of Egretta garzetta (little egret), 1110 nucleotides long. It is a transcript of the gene DLK1, whose product is annotated as delta like non-canonical Notch ligand 1. The transcript has 5 exons. The record is from RefSeq and is a predicted model, not a curated record. The coding region runs from base 1 to 1110 and encodes 369 amino acids. NCBI's taxonomy places the organism in Eukaryota, Metazoa, Chordata, Aves, Pelecaniformes, Ardeidae. Gene Ontology annotation, biological process: establishment or maintenance of epithelial cell apical/basal polarity; heterophilic cell-cell adhesion. Gene Ontology annotation, molecular function: calcium ion binding. Gene Ontology annotation, cellular component: protein-containing complex; plasma membrane.
AUGGAACUGUUAGGAGUUGUAGACAGCGGAAGCGUGAAUUGUAAAACUGGCUGCCACCCAGAGAAUGGAUUUUGUGAAUUUCCCAGUGAAUGCAGGUGUCAACCUGGUUGGCAGGGUGCUCUCUGUAAUGAGUGUGUUCCUUUCCCUGGGUGUUUGCACGGCAGCUGUGCCAAGCCCUGGCAGUGCAUCUGCGAGGAGGGCUGGGUUGGCAGCCUCUGUGACAUAGAUAUUCACCCAUGUUCUACAAAGCCCUGCACCAAUAACUCAACAUGCAUAGAGACUGGCGAUGGAGGAUAUAUUUGUCUGUGUGCCCAGGGAUUUACAGGAAAAAACUGUCAUCUCAAAAAAGGACCCUGCAUUAUUAAUGGCUCUCCCUGCCAGAAUGGAGGAACAUGCAUCGAUGACAAUGGUUUUGCACCACAUGCUUCCUGCCUGUGCCCUUCUGGUUUUGCUGGCAACUUCUGUGAAAUAGAUAGAGAUGACUGUGAAUCCAACCCAUGUGAAAAUGGGGGCACGUGUACAGAUAUCGGUGUGGGUUUCAGCUGUUCUUGUCCCUAUGACUACACAGGGAAAUUCUGCAGUAGCCGUGUCACAUUCUGUGCAAGUGGCCCGUGUGAGAAUGGAGGGACAUGCAGUGAACACCCCCAGGGAGGAUUCGAAUGCAUCUGUAAGCCAGAAUUUGUUGGUGCAACCUGCAGACAUCCCAGCAAAAACACAAGCCUCUCUGGAGUGAAUAUGGAGACAAGGAAUAGGCAGAAUUACAAGCCACCCCCAAAAGUUCAUCACAGAUCAGUGCAUCAUCAACAAGAAAUCCUGAAAAUAACAAUGAAAGAAACAAUCCAAAAUGCAGAUCCCUUGCUCAGUAGAAGCCAGGUGAUAUGUUUUGUUGUACUGGGCUUGCUUACAUGCCUUGUUGUCUUGGGUACAACCGGGAUUGUGUUUUUUUCAAAAUGUGAAAUGUGGCUUGCUAAUGCCAAAUAUAGUCAUCUGCUACGCAAGAAAAAGAACUUUUUUCUGAAAUCUAACAAUGGGGAAAAUCUCUCAGUUAAUAUUAUCUUCCCAGAGAAGAUCAAAUUGACUAAUUACACUAAGAACUACACUGCCAUCUAG